AUGGACCGCCACCGCGGGGCCAGGGCGUUGGGAUAUGAUGAAGAGGGCGAAGAUGAGGACGAGCAGGAAGAGCAAGAAGGCAGCGCAGCGUGCUUGAAGGGGUCCAGACUGCCUCCCAUCGCAGGCAGCUCUUCCCAGCUGACUAAACGCAAGGUGAAGAAGAAAAAGAAGAAGACCAAGGGGUCCGGCAAAGGGGACGCAGAUAAACAUCAGAGCCAAGGACUGAAGAGUCAGCAACUGUCUUCAUCCCUUCAGGACAUCUUAAGUCCCAGCAAAGAUCACGACCCAGGGUCAGAGCGUGGCCAGGACAAGGGUGAAAGCAAGCUCACCCCUUCCUAUUCCUCCACUAGGAGUCUCAACAACUUUGCCGAAAUAGAAGAAAACCUUUCAAGCCAGAUCAAUGAAAGUCUGCGUUGGGACGGUAUCCUGGAUGAUCCAGAAGCAGAAAAGGAGAGGAUUCGCAUCUAUAAACUGAACCGAAGGAAGCGGUACCAGGUUCUGGCCCUCAAGGGCUUCCACUCUGACUCCUGUGCCAAGGACCCCUCCAAGAACUUACUCUUCCUCUCAGAUAAAGACGGCGUUAUCAAUAGCAGGCAGCCUCGGUGA
Messenger RNA from Condylura cristata (star-nosed mole), 606 nucleotides. It is a transcript of the gene LIAT1, whose product is annotated as chromosome unknown open reading frame, human C17orf97. The coding region runs from base 1 to 606 and encodes 201 amino acids. The transcript is spliced from 2 exons. Lineage: Eukaryota; Metazoa; Chordata; Mammalia; Eulipotyphla; Talpidae. Gene Ontology annotation, biological process: protein arginylation. The record is from RefSeq and is a predicted model, not a curated record.